This is a messenger RNA of Mus musculus (house mouse), 3561 nucleotides long. It is a transcript of the gene Fbxo34, whose product is annotated as F-box protein 34. Bases 784 to 2871 code for a protein of 695 amino acids. Lineage: Eukaryota; Metazoa; Chordata; Mammalia; Rodentia; Muridae. The record is from RefSeq and is a predicted model, not a curated record. Gene Ontology annotation, cellular component: nucleus. The transcript is spliced from 7 exons.
AGUGUCGGGGAGCGAGUCAGGCCUGCCGCCGCCGCAUCGGGCUGCCGCAGCCCCGGGCCAGGCCCUGGCCCGGCAGAAGCACAGAUCCCAUGACCCCUGCUGUCUUCCUCCAUGCUCUUGACAUGUCCCAUCGAUGGACAUCAAACCCAAGACUCUGCAUGAUCCAUGCAUGACCAGUGAAGAAAUGCCAUGGGAAACAAGGUGAUGAUUUAAAAUGGAAACAGAACUUCAGAGACAGAGGCAGAACGAUCAUUACAGAUUAAAACAAGCUUGGCACUCAGUCUCAAAACAUAUGAAAAGGAAAGGAGUGACUGGUCAGAAAGGAUCUUACUUCCAGGAAUACUUGGUUGUCCUCCCAGGAUACUAUCCCCAGAUGUCUCCCAACGACAGACUUGAGCAGUGCUGCCAAAGGCAUGCCACUUCGAUUUUCUAGCUGCCCUAAGUACUUGUGCCUGAGAUCUGAGUGAGCCCAGUGGGAAGUAGCCUCCGGCUAUGCAUAUGGAGAAUGAAAAUACUAGUGCACUGACUAGAAGUGUGGGUUGAUGAUCUGCUGAGGCACAUGGAUGCAGUGAGAACAUUAAUGAGCUGAAGGAGAGUAGGUCCCAAACUGCUUGAGUGCCAUGGGACAUCUUUAAAAUGCAGAAUAUUCUUGAAAACAUUAUGAACUGCUGAGUGCCCACCAAGGGAAGGGGGAAAUUGCCACCACUCCUCCCAGUCUUGAGUCAGCAGCAACACAAACACAGGCUUCCUAGGCCUCCCUCCCCAGCAGUCAGGGCAUCUGUUAUGCACCUUAAGCUGUACUGGAAACUCCAGAAGAAAGAGCGCCCUCUUGAGGUCAGCAGGGACACCCUGAGAACGCCUAUGAGCCACGGAAAGGCCAACGGUGAUGUGAAGGCCAGAGCCAGCUACAUGAAACCCACCGUCCUUCCUUCAGCCUCCCUUGUCAAAGCAUCGUCUAGAAAACCUUUUGGGAUCCUUUCUCCAAAUGUUCUGUGCAGUAUGAGUGGGAAGAGCCCUGUGGAGAACAGCUUGAAUGUUAAAGCCAAAAAGAACGUGCUGUCUGCAGCCGUGCACCAGAGUGAGGAGGGGCUGCCUGGGACCUGGGCUAUUGUCAAACCUGGGAACACGAAGGAGAAAAUUGCAUUCUUUGCAGCCCACCAGUAUAGCAAUAGGAUAGGCUCUAUGAAAAUUAAAAGUUCCUGGGAUAUCGAUGGGAGAGCCACUAAAAGAAGGAAAAAAUCAGGAGAUCUUAAGAAAGCCAAGUUACAGCUAGAAAUGAUGAGAGAGAUCAACAGCCAGUGCUACCAGUCUGAGCCGUUUGUGUGUGGCGUGGAGCACUGUUCUGUGCACUACAUGAGUGACAGCGGGGACGGUGUCUGUGCUGCGAGGCCUCUGUCGGUGAUACAGAUGGUUGCCUUCCUUGAGCAGAAGGCCACUGCUCUGCUAGCUAGCUGCACAAAAAACUGCACAAAUUCGCCUGCCAUUGUGAAGAUUUCUGGCCAGUCCCGAGGUAUACCGCCUGCACCUGAGCCCUUCUCUGCUCCGGAAACUUGUGAAGAACCCAAGGAACAAGAAAAUCCCGAGACUGGCAGAUCCCAGGGUGAGCCAGUCCGUGUCCUUGACAUGGUAGCCAGGUUGGAGUCUGAGUGCCUGAAGCACCAGGGCCAGCGGGAACCCGGGAGCUUGUCACGCAAUAACAGUUUCCGUCGAAAUGUAGGCAGGGUGUUGCUCACUAAUGGUUCUCAGGCCAGCGACAAAAGUGAAGAGGGCUCUGCAGACACAGCCGACCCUCAGGAGAAUCCCUUGCAGCCGGUAUCUGUGGGUGAAGAACCCUCCGUAACUGAGCAUCAUUCUGUAGGGGAGCAGGCCUGGGAUGGCACUUCUCAAAGCUGUCCCUCAUUGCCAGCCACUGUGAGCUUCCACAUGGACAGCACAGAUCUAGAGCCGGGUCAGCAAACAGCUAUGAAGAGCUGCAGCCGGGAUGACGUAGAAAUGGUGGAGGAAUUUGAUGAAUUGCCUACAGAUGCUGUCCGUCGCAUAAGAAGAGAGCUUGUAACAGUCACAAAGCACAGUCCUGAGCAGAGGCAGGACCCGCUGUGCAUCAGCAUCACUGUGUGCACGGUAGAGAAAGACCGGCCGGCGGCUUUAGACUCCCUUGAGGAGCCUCUUCCCGGGAUGCUCUUCUUUCUGUCAUCUGGACAGGACCAGCAAGCGCACCCCCAGCUGAGGGAACACCCAGCACCAGAGGCCUCAGAGGCCAGUCAGCCUCAAGAUGCUGCUGAGGGCAGCAGUGCAGGUGAGGAGAAAGAUGCCUCUGUGGAGCCGCUCCUCCCAGCAGCCUCUCCGGGAGGGAGCACCUCGCAGGUGCUUGAGGCAGCCACGUGCAAGAAGCAGGUGUCACAGGACUUUCUGGAGACCAGGUUUAAGAUCCAGCAGCUUCUGGAGCCUCAGCAGUACAUGGCAUGCCUGCCCCACCACAUCAUAGUGAAAAUCUUCAGGUUACUCCCUACCCUGAGUUUAGCCAUUCUUAAAUGUACCUGUCGCUACUUCAAGUCCAUCAUUGAAUACUACAACAUCAGGCCAGCAGAUUCUCGGUGGGUUCGAGACCCACGCUAUAGGGAAGACCCUUGCAAGCAGUGCAAGAAAAAGUAUGUGAAAGGGGAUGUGUCCCUGUGCCGGUGGCACCCCAAACCCUAUUGCCAGGCUUUGCCAUAUGGGCCUGGCUACUGGAUGUGCUGCCACCAGUCUCAGAAGGGCUUUCCUGGCUGUAAGUUAGGCCUUCAUGACAAUCACUGGUUACCUGCCUGCCAUAGCUUUAACCGGGCAAUCCAUAAGAAGACGAGAGGGAGUGAGACGGAAGAGGAGUACUGAAGUCCAUGGGACAGGGAGGCAAGAGGACCGUGAAACACUUGGGCCAACCUCCAGGGCUGCGAGCUCCCCCGGCCCUUCCUGAUCUCUGCUCAGCUCUGACUGCCAUUGCUCAGGCAUUUUAAACUGUUUCUCAGCUGUACAAGAAUUUAGUUCCAUGGUUUUGUAUGGUGGUGCCUCACAUUAAACCUAUCCAGCUGUGAAGAACUCUUGCCUGUUUUCCUCCAUCAAGGACAUUCAGAGGUCACCAGGCAGUCUCCACAAGGGGAUCCUGAGGUGGUCCAACACUGGCUCUGCACUUGGAGUGAGUGAGGAGGGAAGCACACGGUUGAGAAUUAUGCCUCAGAAAGAAAACCAGGCACCUUACCCUAGGCCUGUAUGCUCGUUCCCGUGAGAGUGGUGACUGCAGACCGACAUGCCCUGUGCUGUUUACAGUGUGUAUAAUGGUUGUGCUUGCACAGGGCUGUGAACGUGCACAUUAAACCCGAGCGCCUUUACCUGUAGAUGAGUGCUUUGGCCCCUCUGUAAAUAACGUGAUUAAAAUUCAGUAUUGUAUAUUAUGAACAGCUGACUAAACAUAAUCACCACAGAAUAAGACAAUAUCAUAUAAUAGAUUAAAAUGUUGUGCAUCCUUUUGUCUGGUUAAAAAUUUUUUAAAAAAACUUCAAUAAAAAAAUAAACGUUUUAAAUGAG